UUGAGUGGGAAUGGUUAGACAGAUUUCCUGCAUUUUAAGGCUCUUUUUCCUCUGAGGAGAUUGCUCUGGGACAAUUUCAUUUAAUGCCUCUUAUUUAUAUUACCUUUCUAUGGGUAGCUUGAUUCGAAGGAUUUUAAAGUGACUUUAAGGAACAUUACCACCAUUUUGAAAAGUUCCAGUUUCAGACACAUGAAAGAAAAGUUUUGAGGGGAUUCCUAAAGCUGUAUUGCAGCUUGCAGGAAGUGGCAGCACCAAGAAAAUGGAAACUGUGAAAGCUUUCCUAGCAUUGACUGUUCUUCUUCUCCUGGGGAUUCUUGAACCUCUAAUAGUAGCCAAGCUUGUCCUUGUGAAUAAAGGCAUCAGCGUUGAAAGAGGACGAGUUGCAUAUGUGACAGAAAAUGAGCUACAGUUCAAUAUUUCUAAAGAGAAAGACUCCUGCAAGGUAGAGGUGGUUUUAAAUGAGCCUGUGACACAAAGAGUUGGAAAAUUUAUCCCUCAGGUAUUUGAUUGUCGUUUCUUACCCAACGAAGUAAAAUACAUUCAUAAUGGCUGCCUGCUGCUAAAAGAAGACAGCGUGAUGUUGAGAGUAUAUAGGUUUACGGAACUGAAGACCAUUGUGGAAAAAUUUAUUCUUCAUAUAGAAAUAAGAAGCCCAAAAGCAAGUCUCAUUCAGUUUGGACAAAUACCUCUAGAAGUUCCAGAUUUCUUUGGGGUUUCUCAGCCAAUUGACAAAAACGUUAUGACUUUCAAAUAUGGCGGACUUGGUAAAGCUUGCACAGUUAGGAUCAUGUCAUCUGAAUUACAUUUUCCUGCUGUUGGCCAACUAGUUGCUGAGGAUCUUAAAAUACAGAAAAGUGAUGAAUUAUCAGAUAAUCCAGUUCACACUGCAUUGAAAAAAGCUGGGCAAUCCCAACCACCUUGUACCAGGAAUGCGGCAUGCCUUUCAGGGUUGAAGGAAAUACAACUUCUAAAGAUGAGCUGUGAAGACUUUCUAGUGAUGGGACUUAGGUACCAGCAUCUCAGCCCACCAUCACCUGAUACAGAUUAUAUCGCAAUCCAAGUAGAAAUCAGAGAGAAAAAGAGCAGAUUACAAUUACAGACAGAAAAUAUAUGGAUCCCUGUGAGGAUAAAAGGGGCUAUUCCAAACAGACAACCACAAGCUGCAUUCAUGUCCAUGUUCAUCUUGGAGAUAGAUGAGUUCAUUCUUACGCCUCUUACCACAGUGAUUUUAGAUGCUGAAGAUGAAGAAACCCAAAGAGAAAGAUUGGUAUUCAACAUUACUAAACCUCCUCUCCAGGGAUUUGUUACUCACUUGGAAGACCACUCCAAGGCUAUUACAUCUUUCACUUGGCAGGAUUUGUAUGAUACAAAAGUUGCCUUCCAGCCACCAAAUAUUUCUCAUUCUGAGAGACAGAACUAUGAGGUUGAGUUUCAAGCAAUUGAUAGCUUCUUCAUGAACAGUUCUCCUAUCAUGGUCCAUUUUUCUAUACGAAGUGCAGAAACAAAUGCUCCUCGAGUUGCAUGGAACAUGGGGCUUUACUUGUUGGAAGGACAGUCACAUCCAAUUACCUGGGAGACUCUUCAGAUUGUAGACAAUGAUAACCUUGAUGCUGUUCAGCUGCUUGUUGUGGAAGGCUUGAAUCAUGGUUGGCUCACAAUCCAUGGGAACAAAGGCUUCAAGUUUGGUGUUACAGAUCUCAAGGAUGGCGUUGUCCUCUAUCAUCAUGAUGAUACUGACACAAUUAAGGACCACAUCGUCUUCAGGAUCUCUGAUGGACGGCACAGUGCUAGACAUAAAUUCCCGAUUAACAUUCUUCCUAAAGAUGACAGCCCACCAUUCCUAGUGAGCAAUCUUGUCUUUGAGGUGGAAGAAGGAGGGAAAAUCCUCAUUGAAACUCAUAUGCUUAUGGCAGCUGAUUUUGACUCAAGUGAUGAUUAUAUCUUCUACAAAAUAUCCAAACCACCCUGUGUGGGAGAACUUAUUAAACAACCCUUCCUGGAUGGCUCAGGUUUCCCUGUGUUCAGCUUCUUCCAAAGAGAUAUCUUCCAUGGUCUCAUCUAUUAUCGACAUUUUGGAGGAGAAAUUUUCCAAGACUCUUUUGAGUUUACCUUAGCAGACAGUCAGGAACCACCUAAUAUUUCAGAACUUCAGAUUGUGUUUAUUCACAUUAUGCCAGUGAAAGAUCAUUUGCCAGAAGAAGUCCCUGGAACUCUAAGGCACCUUGUUGUCAAAGAAACGGAGAUUGCACACAUCACAAAGGACCACCUCCAUUUUACAGACAUUGAAUCGCCAGACAACCAGCUUAUGUAUACAAUUACAAAGCCUUGUUUCUUCCCUGCUUCUCUUGGGCUUUGUGAUGCAGGAAAGCUAAUUUUCACAGACAGCAUGAAAAGUUAUGUGAAAAACUCUACUAUGCCUUUAUUAUCAUCUUUCACACAGCAUGCCGUAACACAUCUGAAAGUGGCAUACAUGCCCCCGUUGAUGGAAAUAGGCCCUGACCCGUUGUUUAUACAGUUUGAAUUCUCUGUCAGUGACCAGCAGGGAGGAAUGAUGACUGGUCUUCUUUUCAAUAUCACAGUGAUGCCGGUGGAUGAUGAAGCACCUGAGAUUUUCACCAAUCAUCUAAAAACAAAAGAAGGUAUCAGUUCAUUCAUCACUGGAGAGCACCUAAUAGUAACAGACUUGGACACAAAGAACAGUGAUAUCAGAAUUCAGUUGAAGAAAUCACCUUCUCAUGGACACAUUGAACUACAUGGCCUUCUUAUGCUAGAAGGGGAGAAAUUUACCCUAGAGGAUUUACACUCUUACAAUGUUAGGUAUCAGCAUGACAGUUCUGAAACCCUUGAAGACAGAGUCACAUUUUCUGCAACAGAUGGAUUGAACACUGCAGAUGGAAUGCUAAGAGUACAGAUCAUACCAGUUAAUGAUGAGCCACCAGAGCUGCAGCCUGGAUUAAAAUCAAGUCUGGAGUGUCUAGAAGGAAAUCAAGUAAUCAUCACUGCCGAAUACCUCUAUGCAACAGAUGCUGACAGUGAUGACUCCAGACUCACUUACAUGAUUGCCAGGGCUCCCACACAGGGAGUGAUUCAAAAGGAUGGCUUUGUGGUGGAGAUGUUUUCUCAACAUGAUAUUAUUCAAGGAUCCAUUUCCUAUGUACACACUGGAGGUGAAAUAGGAGAUAAGUACUUCACGGACACUAUAACCCUCAUAAUCUCCGAUGGAGAGGCUGGAAUAAUAGAUGGCUGUUGCAAUGAGAAAAAUCUCCCACCACCUGUGCCACUUCACCCCAACUUACCAGUGUAUGAUUUGAACAUCACAGUGCUGCCUGUUAACAAUCAGUGGCCAGUGGUGCAAACUGGAGAAGUGUUUGUGGUGGAAGAGGGGUCUACAGCACGUAUUACUUUACAAUAUCUGGAUGCUUCAGAUGAAGACUCAAAGCCAGAGGAGCUAACUUUCUUUGUGGAGACAAAUCCUCAAUAUGGUUACCUGGAAAACAUCCUUCCUACACCUGGAUAUGAGAAAAGCAAUGCUGGGCUUAAUAUAAGUUUAUUCACUUUUCGGAGUCUCCAGUCUGGUUAUAUCAACUAUGUGCAGUCCAAACAUGAGCAUUCAGAACCCACUUCUGAUCUCUUCAUGAUAUCGGUCAGCGAUGGCCUUCACAAGUCUAUGGCAACAUCUUUCUACAUCAUCAUUGAUCCAGUUAAUGAUGAAUUACCAGUGCUGCAACUUAGGAACAUAACAAUAAGAGAAGGUGACAUUAGGGCAAUGGGCCCUGACACCAUUAAAGUUGAAGAUGAUGACGUCCCACAAGAUGCCCUGAUAGUCUACAUUGUAACUCCACCUCAUCAUGGGAUGAUACUAAAAGAGAUUUCUGGCAGAGACACUGAGCAUUACAAGCAGUUAAGCCCAAUUGUGCUUCAUCGAGACUUAGAAGUUCACAGCUUUACACUGGAAGAACUUAAUCAAGGACUGAUGCUUAUGUACAUGCAUGAUGACACAGAAAGCCUAGAGGAUAGUUUCACCAUUCAGCUGACAGAUGGCAAGCACACAGUCCAAGGGACACUUUACAUCUACAUCACGCCAGUCAACGAUGAAAUCCCUCAUCUUUCCAGGAACACAGGUUUAGAAGUUGAAGUUGCUGCAAGUAAAGUUAUUUCCAGUGUGUCAUUAGAAGUGGAGGACAAAGAUUCUUCAAGGAAUCAGCUCCAUUAUAUCAUCAACAACAAGCCAAAAUGUGGACACCUAAAAUUAAAGACUACAUCAGCUUGGAGCACACUGCAUCCUGGAAUGAAUUUCACUCAAGAUGAUGUGGACAUGAACCGCCUCUGGUAUUUCCAUACUAGCAUCCUGGUUCCAGAAAGCCACGACAGCUUUCGAUUUUAUGUGACAGAUGGACAGCACAGCUUACCACCAGAAAGCUUCUAUAUCUUUAUUCAAAGUGUGGACAAAGGUGACAUUGUUCUAUUCACCAAACCUGUAACUUUAACAGAGGGUGACAGGGUGACCUUGACGACAGAUGUUCUUAUGGCAACAGAUGGCACUGGCAAACCCGAGAAGCUGCUGUAUGCCAUUUCUGUGCCACCUGUGCAUGGUCAGAUUGAGUACAUCAAUUAUCCCGGCAUGCCCAUUUCCCGCUACAGCCAGUUGGAUGUCGUGGCCCAGAAGGUUUGCUACAUUCAUGACAAUAGCCACGAGGCUAGUAAGGAUUCAUUCAGCUUUACUGUCAGCAAUGGUCAUGUGGAGAAAAAAAGUCUGCUAGAACUGAACAUUGAGCACAUUGACCGCAUUCCUCCCACGUUACUUAACAACAAAGGUCUCCAUGUUGUGGAGGGUAGUAAAGGAUUCUUAACUCCAGAUUUUCUUCAGCUUACGGAUGUAGAUAGUCCAGUAAAAAACCUCACCUAUGUAAUUACCCAGCAUCCACAAUAUGGACAUUUGUACAUGAAAGAGACUGUCAUGCACUGGGGCCAGUUUACGCAGCUGGAUGUGGACAGUAUGAAGGUGUACUACAAACACAAUGGUGGAGCUGGACAAAUUGAUACAUUCUCAUUUAUAGCUACAGACAAAGUCAAUCAUGGAUUUUUGGUUAAUGGGCAAUUGAGAAAGGACCCUGUGGAAUUUACAAUACAGGUAGAAUUUCAAGAUAAAGCAGCUCCAAAACUCUUUCUAAAGGCAAGUCCAACCACCAUACAAAACCUCAAAGAUGGGAGGUUUGCAAUCCCUAUUACAGUCCGCAACCUAAAAGUCACAGAUGCUGAUAGCAGAGAAGAGGAUAUCAUCUUCAGUGUUCAGCGGCACCCUUUCUUUGGGUAUCUGGAAAACACAAAAGCAGGUAAUUUCCUACAAAACUCUUUUACUCAAGAUGACUUAAACCAACAUCACAUUCGGUACAUCAUAAACCCCUUCAUGGAAAUAACUUCAGAUAGCUUUGAAUUUCAGGUCUCAGAUACAGCAGGCAACACAAUAGCUCCAGAAAUUCUUGAAAUAAAAUGGUCACGUAUAGAACUGGCGGAAACAUGCUACCGUGUCUGUGAAAGCGUUGGGUCUCUUCCCAUUAAACUUCUGAGAACAGGACAGAGUGCCGAACCAUCAUUUGUUGGAAUAAAAGUCCAAGAAGUAUCAGCUAGAAUUGACUUGGACUUCAAACACAGCUCCGCACGAUUAGUACAGUUUGAUCCUGGUGUAUCUGUAAAGAUCUGGAAUGUCCUCCUUCAGGAUGAUGGUCUUGAAGAAAACAAUGAAGUGUUUAAAAUAAUACUGAACAAACCUAAAAAUGCUGUACUGGGACACAAGAGGGAAGUGACUGUUGAAAUUCUAGAUCCAAGGACUGGUGGCUGUGAUUCUUUUGCAACCAUCCAACCUCGAGAUACUCAGGAAGUGUUGGAGAGGACUAGCAAAAUUUCAGAAAACCCAUUGUAUGCUGGUCAUUCACUUAUGGCAAGUGGAAGAGGAAAUAUCCUUCAUGAAGAGCAUCUGGUCAAUAAGGAUCAUCAUCAUCAUCAUCAUCAUGACUCUCCAUCCAGGGGAGAUGUUCCUCAGGCAGAACACAUGCUUGAUGAUGAAGACGUGGAUUUCCAAGUUCUUGCUGAUCCAAAACCCGAGAAAAAGCACCAAGCAGCUCAACACAGCCCAUUGUUCCAAGGAAAUACUUCAACAGGAGCUGAAGGGCAAUUUGAUCUACCAUCUGACAUUGGGACAGCUGCUCAGGAGCCUUUGUCUGUUUUACCUUUUCGCCAACAAAGCCAAUAUUACUUUCCUCAGAGAGAUUUGGGCAUGAAGAGUGAACCUAUCUCAUUACAUACAAGCACAAAGCAGAGGACUAAACCCAGGAAGUGCCCUUUUGGUUGGACACUCCGAGACAAGCAUUGCUACAUGUUGAGUUCAAUUAGAAAUUCAACUUGGGAAAACGCUGAAAGAGCCUGCAGAAAAUGGUCCAAUGGGCAUCUAGCCAGUGUGCAUUCUCCAAGAGAGAUGGCGUGGCUCUGGAAAUUUGCCAAUAAGCAGCCAUUCUGGAUUGGACUAAAAGAAGAAAAUAAAGAGGACAGUUGGGUGUGGAGUAAUGACCGACCAAUGACCUUCCAUAACUUCAAAGAAGGAAAAGCAAGACUGCGCAAGAACACUGAACGGAGAUGUGCUUUUGUACAAAUGCAGAAGACAUGGACCGCAAGACCAUGUGGACAAAGGCAGAAAGGAAGAUAUAUUUGUUCCAUUCCUUCACUAACUAAAACUGAAAUUACAACAAUGAUUUAAUUGGUAUGUGAAGUUGGUGGGAAUUUCACAGUAUAAUAUUAUGAGGAAGUUACUAGAAAUUUUAGAGGUGCAGUUAUACAAGAUGAUCAUUCCAACAUAACUUCAGAAAACAUCCUGAGGAAGAAGAAACAUGUCCUUUUAUUUUGUAGAGCUUGGUGGAGAUCUCUGCCUUGCUCAUAUCUUGCCUGAUCAUUUCUAUAUAUUCAAAAUGUACAUGUUAAAAGACUGGCAUGUCAUGUGGUGUUGAGCCCUAUUGGAAACCUGACUGGAGAAUAGCGACAUCACAUUUCUGUAAGUUCACUUCUUUUAACCUCUAGACAAAGUAGGUCUAGAGACCUAGUAAUCAUUUUGCUGAUGGCAGUGUCCAGUAUCUGUCAAAAAAUGAGAGCUGUAAGAAAGACUGAACCCUCAAACAAAAUGCUCAAAGUCCAUAGGGCAAAAUAGAGAUAGAUAGAUAAAUACAAAAUUAUCUAUUUCUUUAAAAUGUAAUUUUAAAUUUAAAAGUAAUCAAGUUCUGGUAAGAAUUAAUCUGCCUACUUUGUGUUAACUAUCUCUACAACAGACUAACUGUCACCUUAAGUGGUGCAGUGGAGAAAUGCUUGACUAACAAGGAGAAGGUUGCCGAUUUGAAUCCCUGCUAGUAUGUUUUCAGUGAUAUAGCAAGAUGCUGCAAGGCAUCAUUUCAUACUGUGAAGAAGGAUGCAAUGGUAAACCCCUCCUGUUUUCUACCAGAGAAAACCACAGGGCUCUGUGGGUGCCCAGAGUCAAAAUCAACUUGAUGGCACACUUACCUUUACCUUUUACAAUGGGUAAUUUUGGUUUAAAUAAGUUAGGCAGCUCACAAGUUAGCCUACUUGCACCUCAAACAUUCACAUGUCUGCACAUGUCCGCCUUCUUGAAUCAAGGUGGAUGAAACAACCACAAACUAUGCCUUUCUGGUGUCCCUAUGUGUCCAUACAACUGUACCAAAUUGGGUUCAAAUCGGUUAGGCAGUUCACAAGUUAGCCCCCUUGUGCCUCAAACAUUCAUGUAUCUGACAUCUUGAAUUGGGGUGGAUGACAUCAUCACAAACUAUGCCAUUGAGUAGGGGUGUGCACCGGACCGCGGACCUGCGGCUCGG
Molecule: messenger RNA, 7871 nt
Organism: Hemicordylus capensis (graceful crag lizard)
Lineage: Eukaryota; Metazoa; Chordata; Lepidosauria; Squamata; Cordylidae
Product: FRAS1-related extracellular matrix protein 1-like
Exons: 35
Coding region: 260-6751 (2163 amino acids)
Biological process (GO): cell communication; intein-mediated protein splicing
Cellular component (GO): membrane
Source: RefSeq, a predicted model, not a curated record